Messenger RNA from Leopardus geoffroyi (Geoffroy's cat), 1593 nucleotides. RefSeq names its product insulin like growth factor binding protein 3 (gene IGFBP3). NCBI's taxonomy places the organism in Eukaryota, Metazoa, Chordata, Mammalia, Carnivora, Felidae. The transcript has 5 exons. The coding region runs from base 138 to 1019 and encodes 293 amino acids. Gene Ontology annotation, cellular component: extracellular region. Gene Ontology annotation, biological process: regulation of insulin-like growth factor receptor signaling pathway. Gene Ontology annotation, molecular function: insulin-like growth factor II binding; fibronectin binding; insulin-like growth factor I binding. The record is from RefSeq and is a predicted model, not a curated record.
UCCCAGACGCGAAAAGGACGGCGCAGCGCGGAGCACCGGCCACCGCCUACCCUGCUCCCGCAGCCUCGAGCCGCGCGCUUUCGCCCGGUCCCCGCGCGCCCCGGCUGGCCGAGCAGCGCGCCCUCGCCGUGGGCGCCAUGCAGCGGGCGCGCCCUGCGCUCUGGGCCGCGGCGCUGACCGCGCUGGCGCUACUCCGCGGGCCGCCGGCGGCUCGGGCCGGCGCGGGCGCGGCGGGCGCGGGCCCCGUGGUGCGCUGCGAGCCGUGCGACGCGCGCGCUCUGGCCCAGUGCGCGCCGCCGCCCGCCGCGUCCGCGUGCUCCGAGCUGGUGCGGGAGCCCGGCUGCGGCUGCUGCCUGACGUGCGCCCUGCGCGAGGGCCAGCCGUGCGGCGUCUACACCGAGCGCUGCGGUGCUGGCCUCCGCUGCCAGCCGCCGCCCGGCGACCCGCGCCCGCUGCAGGCGCUGCUGGACGGCCGCGGGCUCUGCACCAACGCCAGCGCCGCCGGCCGCCUGCGCGCCUACCUGCUGCCCGCGCCGCCCGCGCCAGGAAACAGCAGCGAGUCGGAGGAGGAGCACAGUGCGGGGAGCAUGCAGGGCCAGCCCUUCCCCAGCACACACCGGCUGCCUGACACCAAGCUCCAGCCCCUGCACACCAAGAUGGAUGUCAUCAAGAAGGGCCACGCCAAGGACAGCCAGCGCUACAAGCUGGACUACGAGUCCCAGAGCACCGACACCCAGAACUUCUCCUCCGAGUCCAAGCGGGAGACGGAAUAUGGGCCCUGCCGCCGGGAGGUGGAGGACACCCUGAACCGCCUCAAGUUCUUGGACACGCUCAGCCCCAGGGGCAUCCACAUCCCCAACUGCGACAGGAAGGGCUUCUAUAAGAAAAAGCAGUGCCGCCCGUCCAAGGGCAGGAAGCGAGGCUUCUGCUGGUGCGUGGACAAGUACGGGCAGCCGCUGCCGGGCUUCGACGCCAGGGGGAAGGGUGACGUUCACUGCUACAGCAUGGACAGCAAGUAGACACUGCUCACCACUUCAUGUGGAGCUCAGAAACGCCUUAUUUUGCACAAGAGACCGCCAAGGACAUGAUCAGCUGGCUACAGCCCCAAUUUAUAUUUCUUUUUGUGGUGAAUUGAUUUUUCUUAUAACCAAAGUUUAGAAAGAGAUGUUUGCAGCGCUAGGGUUCUUCUGGAUGGUGGACUGGAGCCCCUUGCGCUCCCCGGGAGUCUGUGAGACACAGUUUGGCCUUUCCUCUUGCUUCCUUUAAAAAUUCGUGUAAGUCAAGCACAGCGCGGCCGGACCCCGCCUGUCCCCGGGGGCUGUCCCCACCUGUCCGCCGGCACAGCUGGCCCUCCGCUUCAAGACCGAGCAGUUGUUACCUCUGUAGAGUGCACGAUCCGUCCCCACUCGGCCUCUGUUCUGCAAGAAUGGGGACCCCACACCCUGCUGUCUGGACGUCCCGGCUCCGGCGACAGAGAUAUUGCAAACCUGCAAGUAGCCUGUCCUGGGGAACCGGCAGAGAGUGCAGGUGGAGUCUCACGUGUAAAAAAAAAAAAAAAAAAAAGAGGAAAAAGAUCCAGAAUGUUCUAGGGAA